UAGAUAUUCACAGCAGCCACACCACUAUAUAAACCCACCAUCCCCACGGAACCCUAGCGUCACUCCAAAGCGAAGUAACAGAGAUCGAAACCAAAGAUUCGAAAACUAGAAAUGGCGAACCCCAAGGUUUUCUUCGAUAUGGAGGUCGGCGGCGCCCCGGCCGGAAGGAUCGUGAUGGAGCUUUUCGCCGACAUCACGCCACGCACGGCGGAGAAUUUCCGCGCACUGUGCACUGGCGAGAAGGGCGUCGGGAAGAGGGGAAAGCCCCUGCACUUCAAGGGGUCGUCCUUCCACAGGGUGAUUCCGGACUUCAUGUGCCAGGGCGGCGACUUUACCAACGGCAACGGCACCGGCGGCGAGUCGAUCUACGGCGAGAAGUUCGCCGAUGAAAACUUCAACAAGAAGCACACCGGUCCGGGCGUGCUGUCCAUGGCGAACGCCGGGCCCAACACCAACGGCUCGCAGUUCUUCAUCUGCACCGUGAAGACCUCUUGGCUGGACGGGAAGCACGUGGUGUUCGGGCAGGUCGUGGAGGGGUUGGACGUGGUGAAGGCCAUAGAGAAGGUCGGAUCCAGCUCCGGACGGACUUCGAAGCCCGUGAAGGUCGCUGAUUGCGGUCAGCUGUCUUGAAAUUGAUCUGGAAUCUGUCUAUGAUUCCGUCUCUGUUUUGAGAUUUAUGCAGAAAUUAAUCGAUCUUGAUAUGUGUUUAGGGUUUGUUUGGGGGAUGGGGUGUGUUUUGCGUCGAAUGUGGUGGAUCUUGUCGUUUUAGGCGGUUCUGGCGUCGUUUUUAUGUGUUGAAAUGAGCUGCCUUAAUAAGAUAGGCUUUGACUGCGUUAA
Molecule: messenger RNA, 837 nt
Organism: Malania oleifera
Lineage: Eukaryota; Viridiplantae; Streptophyta; Magnoliopsida; Santalales; Ximeniaceae
Product: peptidyl-prolyl cis-trans isomerase
Exons: 1
Coding region: 112-630 (172 amino acids)
Biological process (GO): protein peptidyl-prolyl isomerization; protein folding
Molecular function (GO): peptidyl-prolyl cis-trans isomerase activity
Source: RefSeq, a predicted model, not a curated record